This is a messenger RNA of Sciurus carolinensis (gray squirrel), 5089 nucleotides long. RefSeq names its product acyl-CoA desaturase 1. The transcript is spliced from 6 exons. Gene Ontology annotation, biological process: response to fatty acid; unsaturated fatty acid biosynthetic process. Lineage: Eukaryota; Metazoa; Chordata; Mammalia; Rodentia; Sciuridae. The record is from RefSeq and is a predicted model, not a curated record. The coding region runs from base 394 to 1467 and encodes 357 amino acids. Gene Ontology annotation, molecular function: palmitoyl-CoA 9-desaturase activity; stearoyl-CoA 9-desaturase activity; iron ion binding. Gene Ontology annotation, cellular component: endoplasmic reticulum membrane.
GGGGUUGUUGUCUGCAGUGUUCGGAUGCCUUGACUCUCGCGGCGCUCCGGUGCUUUUGGUCUCCUCCCUUUUCCCGCCCUCACCUCCUUUCCCGGCUUCUUCGACCAGCUUUGCGCUUUUUGUCCCUCGUUGUUAAAACUGAAUCAAGGAAAUAUGGGACACAAUCACUGCCAGCUCUAGUCUGGGAGCACAGGGAGAUCUGCGCACUGCAGUUUCCGGCCGGGACAUCCAUCGAGCGCGCAAGGCGCACAGACCGUUCUGAGCGCAGCGCACUGGAUCGCGGCUCACAAGCGGUCUCUAGAAGCGAAGUCAGUCGGCCCUCGGCCUCAGCAGAUCGAAUUCCGCUCGGCAGUCUCGGCCCUGGAAACGUGAUCCCAGCAUCACAGAGGCAAGAUGCCGGCACAUAUGCUGCAGCUCUCCAGCUCCUACACCACCACCACCACCAUCACAGCGCCUCCCAAAGGGAGCUCGCAGAAUGGAGGGGAAAAGUUGGAGAACCACCCUCUCUACACUGAGGAAGACAUCCGCCCUGAAAUGAAAGAUGACAUAUUUGACCCCAGCUAUCAGGAUGCUGAGGGCCCCAGGCCCAAGCUUGAGUAUGUCUGGAGAAACAUCAUCCUCAUGGGUCUGCUGCACUUGGGAGCCCUGUAUGGGGUCAUACUGGUUCCCACCAGCAAGUUCUACACUUUGCUCUGGGCCUACGUGUACUAUUUAAUCAGUGGCCUGGGCAUCACAGCAGGAGCUCAUCGCCUAUGGAGCCACCGAACUUACAAAGCACGGCUGCCCCUGCGACUCUUCCUGAUCAUUGCCAACACCAUGGCGUUCCAGAAUGAUGUUUAUGAGUGGGCCCGAGAUCACCGCGCCCACCACAAGUUCUCAGAAACAGAUGCCGACCCUCACAAUUCCCGCCGAGGCUUCUUCUUCUCUCACGUGGGUUGGCUGCUUGUGCGCAAACACCCAGCUGUCAAAGAGAAAGGCAGGACGCUGAACUUGUCUGACCUAAGAGCCGAGAAGCUGGUGAUGUUCCAGAGGAGGUACUACAAGCCUGCUGUCCUGUUGAUGUGCUUCAUCCUGCCCACACUGGUGCCCUGGUUUUGUUGGGGUGAAACUUUUCUACAUAGUUUGUGUGUUGCCACUUUCCUGCGAUAUGCCAUAGUGCUCAAUGCCACCUGGCUGGUGAACAGUGCUGCCCACCUCUACGGAUACCGCCCCUAUGACAAGAACAUUAACUCCCGGGAGAAUAUCCUGGUUUCCCUAGGAGCUGUGGGCGAGGGCUUCCACAACUACCACCACACCUUCCCCUAUGACUACUCUGCCAGUGAGUACCGCUGGCACAUCAACUUCACCACGUUCUUCAUCGACUGCAUGGCUGCCCUCGGCCUGGCUUAUGACCGGAAGAAAGUGUCCAAGGCCGCCGUCUUGGCCAGGAUUAAAAGAACUGGAGAUGGAAGCCAUAAGAGUGCCUGAGUUUGGGGUUGUCCAGGUUCCUUUUCUAAAGCCACCUGGGCAGAGGUUUAAUGUUCUGUUAAUUAACUACUGAGUAAUGCUACCCAGAUGCUAAAGACGAUGACCUUAACCCAUUCUAGUACAGUAUUCUUGUAAACGCUCAAGUAUUGAAAGGCAGCAACUCCCCUCUUUGAUGCUAGGCUGUUUUUUUUCUCUUCUAUUCCCAUUAUCCUUUUCUUUGCUUGGUUCCUAUCACCUUCCUUUCUCUCCUCCCUCAUUGCCUCCCAGGCAAGCACCUGUUCAGCCAUAGGUUGGUGUCCAUUGUAAAAACCCAGCAGUCUUUCUAGAGUCUAAAAGUAAAGAUCUUUUCCCCAGAUAACUCUUUUCUUGAUCUCUCCUGAGCUUCCAGGUAGGUGACUUUAGCUAGAUAUGCAACAAAAUCUUAUCAAAAGUGCCCAUUAACUGUCAUCAGCCCAUGCUUUACUAGAUGGAAGGUGAAAAUAACUAUUUGUUGCAAAGCUUACAAAGCAGGUCAUUCAUCAGGGGAGAGUGAGCAUGCAGGGUAUGAUUUGUAAGUAAGGAUGUGGUUGAGGUGGGAAAGCUCUUUUUGUAAUCAGACCCAGCUGCAGAAACCUGUAGUCUUCCUACCUAGUACACUUCCUUUUUCUCCUGAUUAAUUAGUAGAGUGGCCAUGAAGUUUGGCAAUUACAGCAGCACAUCUUAAUGUCUCAAUAUAGUUUGAAUUGAGGCCAAAUGGGAAGCAUUAGGAAAAGUGGUCUCCGUUAGGGAAAAAUAUUUUCCCCUGUAUUAACAAGGAGAUUUCUUAUUUCAUAGACAAGCAAGUUGUCAGGUUGACUGUGUCCAGAAGUGAUGGAUACAGCAACAGCUCAUAGAGUUUGAAGAUUCUGUGAGCUGCUUGUCCAACUCCUUUCAUCUUUCUGCUGUGCUAUCUUCAGGAUUUUGGUCACUGCCCUUGUAGUAAUAGGAUGACUGUGGCAUUUCCAAACAUCCAACAAUGGAAAGAUUUUAGCAGGUGAACUUGGGUCAAAGUUAAACAUGUAUAGACAUAAUCUGUAUUGCAGCAUGGAAAUAUUCACUUGGAGUAUUUCCCUCUGAAAAAGAAAUAAGAAGCUUGAAGGAGAAGAGGCAUCCACUGGUGUACCCAUUCCUCCCACUGCUGGGCAGGAGAUGGACAGUUUGCGGGGCAGGGUCUGUAGGCAGCUCCUAAGAUCACUUUGCAAAGGAAGGGCUCUAACAGCACAUUGCUGGAGGGUUCAGAAGUUGCUGAGUAAUUUGUUGGGUGUUCUAGUGAACCGAGUUAGAUAGUAGGUCCAUUCAUCCAUUACAAUUUCUCCUUCGAUAGAUUAAAAUCUAGGCUUCCUCCCCAGGUAUUUUGCCCUUUCAUGCAUUCCUUUUUCUGUGACCAUCCAGACUACCUUAGGACUGCCUGGGGAAGGGUUGCGGGGUAGGGAUCUCUUAACUGCCUUGUUUCCUGACUCCACUCCAUCUGUCCUUUUCUCUUAUUGGUUCUCUUGGUUCUCUGACACGUGUCUUCAGGGCAGUGAGGAUCCUGUCUAGGCAGCACCCUGUCCUGCAGACAUAAUGCUUAUGGGCACUGAAAUAAAGUAGCCUCCAGAUCCUCUUCACCUCCUCCCUAUGUGCCUCUGCCACACUGAUAACUUCAAAAAAGUUUAGUGACUCCUCUCAAAAUAUCCCUGGCUCAGACAGGCUCCCUUCCCAAUAAGCCAAGCCAAAUACCCACAUUGUGCCAGUGAGCUAACCGUGGAGCAAAGCAGGGUUUGUUGAUAAUCUCCUUUCUAGGACAGAAGGGAGCAUACUCAGUGUGAUUCUUGCAGGAAGAGGAGGACACCUUUUCCUCGUUUUGAAAGGAGGGCCUGACCAGGAGCCAGAGUCUGCUGCAAAGCUUUGGCUUAAAUGUGGGAUCUGAGAUGCCAUGAACUUUGCUGAAAAGAGUGUCUGUUCAGCAAACUUAUCUGAGAUCCCCUACCACUCAGCCAGGCAGACAAUAGGAUAGAAGUUGGGGGGAAAAAACCAGAAUGUCCGUGGUUUAAAGACUAUGGGCCUGUCCUGCCCUGUACCUCAGUCAAAGUGCAGAAGCCUGGCUUCGCUCUUAGCAGGAUUGGCAGUGUACAAUGCCAAAUGCUCUGUCCAUUGUUGAGGCCCGAUGGUAGAAGGAAGCAGGACCUUUCUUCCUGCAUCUGUCGAAUAGAGGCUACAGGGACCAGCCUGCACUAAGGCAGCCUUGCUUUGAACUGUUCGUUAAGCAGAAAAGAAUCUUAUGGAAUAUCACUGUAGAUCAUAUCUGCUGACCUGUGUGCCUACCCCCAAAUAUGUCUCUUGGAUUGUUUUAAUUCUGCAAGUCAUCAGAUAUCUGCUUUAAAAUAUAUGAACAAAACCCUCAAUUUUCUCUUAUUUCUCUUCAAAUCCUCUUCCAUGGAUUUAAUUCAUUCCAUGUCCCUACACAGUGAGGAUGGAGACCUCAGACUGAGGGUACAGGAUACGUGUGUGUGGGUAGUGGUACGUUGACUCAGUAAAGAACAGUUCUCAAGAUUCUAAAGCUCAAUGACACAUUAAAAUAAACUCUGAUCAAGAGUAAAUUUGUAACAGUUAUGCUGACAAUUUAUUCAGGUGCCUUACCUCUUUUCUAAUCCAUGUUAUACGUGAGCCUCCCUUGCUUCCUCUGAGUCCCUUAACUUCUGAGAGCCUACAGCAGUGCAUAUUUAAAAUCUGACCCACUUGGAGGAUUAUCAAUGCAUUGAUUUGAAGGAUUCCCUUCUGGGCUUCAUUUUGGAAACUUCUUAAUCACAUUUGAUGGAGGGUGGAAGUAAUUUGAACAUAUUUUAUUUAUGCUUUUUUAAUUAAAAGAUGCUUACAGUAUUUAAAAUGGAAGUUUUCUUCUAUAGUCCGCAAAUAUUCUAAGUGUGUUCUCUAUAAAUGUAGCUGAAGUGGGUCGGUGUGAAAAGUUAAGAAUGCAAGGUAGUCAUGCUGCACUGGUGGUGAAGGUCAGGGCCUCCAACCAGUAUGCCAAGAUAAGGACAUUGAUCCAUGAGGGUAGAACACUCUUGACCUAUAAUCACCUCUUAAUGGUUCCACCUCAAUGCUGUUGCUUUGGAGAUGAAGUUUCCAUAAAUUCAGACCACAGCACUGGACAAGUCAAUUAUAAUGUGCCUCAGUAUUCCUUUUCUUAAAAUGGGGUAAUAAAACUGACCUACCUCAAUGGACAGGUUUGAGGCAUGAGUAAUGCUUCUACUAAAGCAUUUGGCAUCAGCAGAGGAAUUCUCAAGACCUGCAUGUUUUUUAUUAUACCAGUGUCCACCAUGAACUCGAUGUGUACUGUGUCCUGAAUGAUGUUAGACUACAUCCACCUCUUGAGAGAUUGAAUGAGUGCAGUUGAUAAAUGUUGGAUAAUUAGCCAGACAAAAUUUUGAGAAUGUAUACUCAUUGCUAUGAAAAUAAAUGCAGGAUACCCUUUCCUUCCUUGGGUGAGAUUUUUUCCUUAUGUGAAAUAGUAAUUAUUUGUAACCUAAGAAUCAUUUUUGGAAUAAUUUUCAUUAAUAUCAACUUUGAAGCUAGUUCUGAUCUGAGGUUGUGUUUGUUCCUAAUAAAAUUGAUGUGAAUCUGA